Messenger RNA from Rhagoletis zephyria (snowberry fruit fly), 705 nucleotides. RefSeq names its product probable autolytic lysozyme. Lineage: Eukaryota; Metazoa; Arthropoda; Insecta; Diptera; Tephritidae. The record is from RefSeq and is a predicted model, not a curated record. Gene Ontology annotation, molecular function: lysozyme activity. Gene Ontology annotation, biological process: carbohydrate catabolic process; peptidoglycan catabolic process; cell wall macromolecule catabolic process.
AUGCAGUAUGUAAGACUUGCAUCGAAGUAUUUGGUAUUAAUUCCGGCACUCCUUUUUCUACUGCUUCUUGAAAUAUUUCAAUUAAAGUCUUACGUUGGCAAAAUAGUAGACCUCUCCAAUUGGAAUGAGAAUGUAAAUUUCAAGAUAGCAAAAGAAGACGGAAUAUUAGGUGUAAUACAUAAGGCAACACAAGGGUUGAAAUAUGUAGAUCCAAAGUAUGCAGAGAGAAGAAAAGAAGCUGAAGAUUUGGGACUUUUAUGGGGAGCAUAUCAUUUUGGUGUUGGAGAAAGUGGAGGAAAGGAUCAGGCUAAUCAUUUUUUAAAAACAGUUGGUGAAACUAAAAAUACUAUUCUUGUUCUUGAUAUUGAAGAGAAUCAAAAUGGAAAAAAUAUAGAACCAAGAGAAGCAGAGGAUUUUGUUGAAGAAGUCUUAAGAAUGACAGGACGCCUUCCGUUAAUUUAUGGCAGUAGAUAUUUUUUAGAAGGUUUUUCAACACCAACUUUAACGAAAUGUCCAUUAUGGAUUGCAAAAUGGGGAGAAGAACCAAUUUUACCAAAAGGAUGGAGUGACUGGAUUUUAUGGCAAUAUACAGAUGGAAAAACAGCUCAUGAAGUAAAGGGAAUAGGGAAAUGUGAUCGAGAUAAAUUUAACGGGACAUUGAAAGAGUUGAAAAAAUUUUGGUUAUCAGGAGGAGUAUGCUGCUGA